Messenger RNA from Racocetra persica, 351 nucleotides. The record is from the annotation of a GenBank genome assembly. NCBI's taxonomy places the organism in Eukaryota, Fungi, Glomeromycota, Glomeromycetes, Diversisporales, Gigasporaceae.
ACGCAAGCAUUAUUGCCGUCUUCAAACAUCGAUAUCGCUAUUGACCAAACUAUCACAAACUGUUUUUGCCAUACUGGCUUGUUUGAUUAUGAAAUAACUGCUUCUACCCGUGAAGUUCACCCAAAUGAUGAAGAUUUAUCUGUUCUCACAGAGUUGGAGGAAUCACUCAAAACGUUGUCUCCUCACCACCCUAUGAGCCUUGCUCAUUAUACAAAUCCACCAGAAGAGAUAGAUUUGGUACAUCAAGAAUUUACAGAUGCUGACUUAUUAGCAUCAACGACCCCAGAAAAUGACAAUGAUGCUGAUGAUAUAAAUGAUAGUAGUUCUUCUUUUACUACACCUUCAAACUCU